UGCUACAAGUAGUCUAGCUCAAAAUAUAUCAAGAAAAUACGACACCGUUUUCCUCAACAGAAGCAGUUUCCCAGCUGGUUUCAUCUUCGGAACAGGUUCAUCAGCUUAUCAGUUUGAAGGUGCUUGGAACGAAGGUGGUAGGGGAGUAAGUUUGUGGGAUACUUACACUCACAAAUACCCAGAAAAGAUAACCGACGGGAGCAACGGGGAUGUAGCAACUGAUCAGUAUCACCGCUACAAGGAAGAUGUGCGGAUUAUGAAGGAAAUGAAUACGGAUGCUUAUAGAUUCUCCAUCUCAUGGACCAGGUUGUUGCCAAAUGGAACAGUAAAUGGGGGUGUGAACAAGGAAGGAGUCAAGUACUACAACAAUCUCAUAAACGAACUCCUAGCCAAAGGUUUGACACCUUUUGUGACUAUCUUCCACUGGGAUACUCCUCAAACUCUAGAGGACCAGUAUGGCGGUUUCUUAAGCCCACGCAUUGUGAACCAUUUCAAAGACUACGCAGACCUUUGUUUUAAGGAAUUUGGAGACAGAGUAAAGCAUUGGGUCACCAUCAAUGAGCCAUCUGUCUACACCACGAAUGGUUACGUAAGUGGGAUUUUUGCGCCGGGCCGAUGUUCGGCGUGGCAAAACGCUAAUUGCACCGGUGGGGAUUCAGGGACAGAACCGUAUAUAGUUGCCCACUAUCUGAUCCUCUCUCACGCUGCCGCAGUCAAAGUAUACCGGGAGAAGUAUCAGGAAUCUCAAAAGGGCUCGAUAGGAAUAACACUGGUAAGCGACUGGUAUGUGCCGUAUUCAGACGCAAGGCACAACGUGAAUGCUGCAAAAAGAUCCGUUGAUUUCUCGCUAGGAUGGUUUUUGGACCCAUUGGUAUAUGGUUACUAUCCACAUACCAUGCGAGUUCUAGUAGGAAACCGAUUACCAAAGUUCACCAAAAAGGAAUCCCAACUUGUUAAAGGGUCAUAUGACUUUCUAGGAAUAAACUACUACACUAGUAACUAUGCAGCUUAUGCGCCUAGUCACAAUAACUUGCAACUCAGCUAUAAUACGGACUCUCGUGCAAACGCUACAGCCGUACGAAAUGGUGUCCCCAUUGGUACACAAGCUUCUGGUUCAUUCUGGCUUUAUGCCUAUCCGCAAGGACUUUAUGACCUUUUGAUGUACACGAGGACAAAGUAUAACAAUCCACUAAUUUACGUGACGGAGAACGGUGUUAGUGAGAAAAAUGAUCCCACAUUAUCGCUUAAACAAGCCCUAAAUGACACCCACAGAAUUGAUUACCACUUCAAACAUCUCACUAAACUUUCAGAAGCUAUCCGGGACGGGGUCAAUGUGAAAGGAUACUUUGCAUGGUCAUUCUUGGACAACUUUGAAUGGGCUUGGGGUAAAACUUCUCGGUUUGGCAUUUACUAUGUGGAUUUCAACAAUGGGCAAAAAAGAUACCCUAAACUCUCAUCACACUGGUUUAAGAAAUUCCUCAAGAAAUAAUGAAGUACUACACUCUUUAGAUCUUAUUAUUGUAGUGAUGGAGAGUUCUUUAAUCGUCGUUUUUCUUUUGUUUUGUAAUAAAUAUUGCUAUCCCUUGAGGACUGAUCUUUCGUUUAGUUUUUAUUUAUUUAUUGUGGCGUCAUUGUGUUUGUUGUACGACAAGCCGUUUUGCUGAAAUGGACCGCACAUUUCCCUAAUUUUCAGCUUGUUCUCGUGUUAGUGGAGGCCUAACUAUUUGGCUGCUUUGCAGAAGCUUAUUGCUCUGAGAAUUUAUGAUUAAUGCGAUAAAUUGGGAUCAAU
Molecule: messenger RNA, 1789 nt
Organism: Morus notabilis
Lineage: Eukaryota; Viridiplantae; Streptophyta; Magnoliopsida; Rosales; Moraceae
Product: beta-glucosidase 12
Exons: 13
Coding region: 257-1489 (410 amino acids)
Biological process (GO): carbohydrate metabolic process
Molecular function (GO): beta-glucosidase activity
Source: RefSeq, a predicted model, not a curated record